Messenger RNA from Vollenhovia emeryi, 657 nucleotides. RefSeq lists its product as uncharacterized. The coding region runs from base 1 to 657 and encodes 218 amino acids. The record is from RefSeq and is a predicted model, not a curated record. Lineage: Eukaryota; Metazoa; Arthropoda; Insecta; Hymenoptera; Formicidae. The transcript has 6 exons.
AUGGAGGGGAUGAGAGAGAAUCGAUAUGAAGAAGGAAGAGGAUUGGACGGGAGGAUCGAGAGAUCGAAGGAGGCAGAGGAGGGGAGCGACGACGGCGAGACGAGAGAUCGAUUGGACGGAAGCGAAGGGAUUGGCGGAGGAAGUCGAGGGAUCGAUGGAAGCCGUGGAGGUGGUGAAGUUGGCGAGUCGAGAGAUCGAUGGAGGAGAGUGAUGGUUAAGACGAGCAAUUAUCGAAUAACGUGUGCAUUGGAUAAGAGCAUAUUAUUAACAUCAAAUAAGGAAAGUACAAUUCGUAUUAAAUUAAUUAAUGCUAUAGAAAUUCAUCGAAGAACUUUCGAGUUUUUCGAAUAUUUCACUUGUACAUUUUCGUUGUCCUACUUUAUUCUCGUUAUUUUGGGGGUAGCUUCUUUGAGUAUAAACUUAUUCCGUCUUUUUCAAGUUGCCACUCUACCAGAUCAAAAGAAAGAUGUUAAUGUUAUAGAUAGUAGUACGAAAAUUUUCAGAAAAGCUAUGAGUAUAGAAUAUUUGUAUAAUAUCAUGUGCUGUCUGGGUACCUCCGUGCAAGUAAAAGCUCCAGGCGCAACUGCAGCCGCCGCAAAAGCCUCGCAAUCACGGCGGAGGAGGCAACCUCCACCAAAUUCGUUACCGCUAGCAUAA